Messenger RNA from Carassius gibelio (silver crucian carp), 959 nucleotides. Its product is annotated as guanine nucleotide-binding protein G(o) subunit alpha-like. Gene Ontology annotation, molecular function: GTPase activity; G-protein beta/gamma-subunit complex binding; G protein-coupled receptor binding. The transcript is spliced from 7 exons. NCBI's taxonomy places the organism in Eukaryota, Metazoa, Chordata, Actinopteri, Cypriniformes, Cyprinidae. Gene Ontology annotation, cellular component: heterotrimeric G-protein complex. The record is from RefSeq and is a predicted model, not a curated record. Bases 126 to 959 code for a protein of 277 amino acids. Gene Ontology annotation, biological process: adenylate cyclase-modulating G protein-coupled receptor signaling pathway.
CCCUAUUAUGUCCAAUGACGUCACAUCCUUGAACCGCAUAUUGAACAGGCGUGUUGCGUGAGUUCUACCAAAAACACUGCAUGUUUUAAAUACGAUUUUAACUAGCCUAUAUAAAAGUUUUAGAAAUGUUUCAAUGUUUUGACGUUUUAACUUCCCUGCAGGCAUGUCUCGCGGCUGUGCUGACGUGCCUGAAUCUGCGAAAUGAAGAUAAAAGGUCCUGCAAUCAGAAGAAUGCUCGAAUUGAGUGCGAGACGAACGUGCACAGAGUCCUCAUACUGGGUACUCCAGAGAGUGGCAAAAGCACAUUAAUCAAACAUAUGAAGAUCAUCUACAGCCAUGGCUUUACAAAACAAGAGCUCAUCAGCUUCAAGGUCCAUGCACAUGCAGUCUUGUCAUGUAAGUGUUGUGUAGGAGAAGAUAUGGAGCUACUGCCAUUUGUGGCUCAUUCAUUCUGCAGUUUGUGGGGGGAUCUGGGCAUCAGGGCAGCAGUGGUCAGAGGCCAUGAGUUCCAGCUCAAUGAUUCUGCACUAUAUUUUUUUGAGAAUAUAAGUCGCAUCAUCACACCAAACUACAUCCCCACUAAAACAGAUGUCCUCAGAGUGCGAGUAAGGACUCAUGGUGUCAUCGAAACCCAGUUCAGAGUCAACAACUCUCUGUACAGGCUAUAUGAUGUGGGUGGCCAUUGUUCAGAAAGAAAGAAGUGGUACAGUUAUUUUGACAGUGUCCAGGCAGUGCUGUUUAUGGUGGCUCUCAGUGGGUAUGAUCAAAACCUUGAUGAAAAUCAUUCCAAGCCUUCUCCAAAAGCGUUUCAGAGAAUUUGGCAGUACAUCAAACCGGCCUUACAGCUGCAGACCACAUGUAAUCACACCAGCCUAGGUCCUCCAGAUCUAGCAUCUUCACCUCCAAGAUCAUCUGAGACCAGCCGCCCAGAAAGCUGCUGCAACAAUAGGUUUGCAUAA